Messenger RNA from Botrytis fragariae, 1164 nucleotides. RefSeq names its product putative squalene phytoene synthase protein. Lineage: Eukaryota; Fungi; Ascomycota; Leotiomycetes; Helotiales; Sclerotiniaceae. Gene Ontology annotation, biological process: biosynthetic process; mitochondrial respiratory chain complex I assembly. The coding region runs from base 1 to 1164 and encodes 387 amino acids. The record is from RefSeq and is a predicted model, not a curated record. Gene Ontology annotation, cellular component: mitochondrion. The transcript is spliced from 2 exons.
AUGUACAAAUCCCAAAUCCUGCGACGGCUCCAAAGCUGUCCCAAGACAUAUAUCAGUUCGAGAUGCGCCUAUGCUACUACCUCAUACAGUACACCUGCGCCAUUUGCCUCCCGGUUGACUGAAGAAGAUAUAAAUCAAGCCAGGACAUAUUGUUCCAAUCUUAUCCAAAAGUUUGAUUCGCCAUCAUACACUCUUCAAACCUUCAUUCCUCCCUCAACAAGAGAUGCCUACCUUUCAAUUCGUGCUCUCAAUAUUGAAUUAGCUCGUAUACCAGAUAUUGUAUCAAAUCCAACAGUAGGAGCAUUGCGCAUGCAGUUCUGGCGAGAUAAUUUGAACCGAACAUUUGCGAAUACACCUCCGAAAGAACCUGUCGCUAUCCUUCUACAUCAUGCGCUCACAUCUCUCCAAUCGCGAUAUGAUGGAAUCAGCACAAGUGUGAUGAAGGGUUGGUUCAUGAAAGUGAUCAAUACAAGGGAACAAUAUAUGGAUAAUCGACCUUAUACAAAUAUGGAUGCGCUUGAGAUGUACGCGGAGAAUACAUAUUCAACAUUAAUGUACUUGACUUUGGCAGCUCUACCUCUACAAUCUAUGGCAGCCGAUCAUGUUGCAAGUCAUAUCGGUAAAGCGGCCGGGAUUGCUGCAGUUCUAAGGGGUUUGCCACUGAUAGCAUUUCCACCGCCACCAAAUCAUCACAGCAACAAUGCAGCUUUUGGGGGCUCCCUUGGUGGUAAUGCUGGUGGGCGACAAGGAGCAGUCGUUUUACCAUUAGAUGUCAUGGCCGAAACUGGCGUUAAAGAGGAGGAUGUAUUGAGGCAUGGGGCAGAAGCUCCUGGUCUGAAAGAUGCUAUUUUCACAGUGGCGACCAGAGCAAAUGAUCAUUUGAUUACUGCCAGGGAAAUGUUAAAGAACCUCCAAGCGGGCAAAGACGCAGGUCACGAGUUUGAGCAUCAAGGUGAGGAUGGCCACUACUAUGCAGAAGGUGAUAACACCCAAGUCAGCGAUAUAGAGAGAGGAUUUGGCGUGUUUAUGCAAGCAGUCCCCACGAGAUUAUGGCUGGAAAGGCUGGAACAACUCGAUUUUGAUGUAUUCAGGCCAGAGCUCAGGGCAAGAGAGUGGAAGUUGCCAUACAAGGCAUACUGGGCGUAUACUAGACGGAAUCUUUGA